Molecule: messenger RNA, 3079 nt
Organism: Maniola jurtina (meadow brown)
Lineage: Eukaryota; Metazoa; Arthropoda; Insecta; Lepidoptera; Nymphalidae
Product: cytosol aminopeptidase-like
Exons: 12
Coding region: 403-2088 (561 amino acids)
Biological process (GO): proteolysis
Cellular component (GO): cytoplasm
Molecular function (GO): metalloaminopeptidase activity; manganese ion binding
Source: RefSeq, a predicted model, not a curated record
UCUCUCUAGAUUUCUUUGAUUUUCGGGAAUAAAAAGGAGACUUGCUCCUUGCUUAGUCCCUACUCCCUUUCCCUUUCACUGCCCAUUCAGUCAACUAGAUGUUUAGUAAAAAGCUAACAGACAGACACACUUUCAUAUUUAUAAUUAGUAUAGUUUAAUUUUUAAUUAACUAUUGUACAAAAUACUGAGAAUAUUUAAUAAAUACUGUGAAAAAAUGUACAACAAUAUUUUUAUAGGUAGGUAACUUUUUGUAAAUAUAUUUAUGCACUUAUGUAUAAACUUUAUGUACAAUGAAAUUCUACAUUCAAAAUGUUUUUUUAAUAAAACAAAUCUAGUAGGCAUAGUUUUUUUAUUACAAACCACAUUUUUACAUCCUUUUUUGAAUUUAAUAUUAUUUUUAUAAUGUUUUUUAGUAAAUUAUUUCCAUGUGUGAAUACAUUUCCUAGCAGAAUAAAUUCUGGUAGAAUCCUCUUAAGAGUGAGGAACUGCAGCGGCGAUCCUGGGAGUGAUGGUAAAACAACUGGACAGGAGGAAAAAUUGAAUGAGGGACAGGCAACUGGUGGAGAAGGGAAUAAGAGUGGUCUCGUUCUCGGCGUGUACGAGUCUGGAGAUAAAUUCGAGCUGACCGCCGCUGCUGAAGAAGUCAACCAGAAGAGUGGCGGCAAGCUAUGCAGAUAUUUGAAUGAGAUAUCGUGUCAGUUAAGGCUGGGCAAGGCGUUCGUGGUGACGGAUGUGGUGCCGGAGUUUGGCCCGGUAGCGCUGUCGUCGCUGGGCAAGAAGGAUCCCGGGUACAACACCCUGGAACACCUGGACGAGACCCGGGAGAACGUGCGUGUGAUGGUGGGCGCGGGGGUGCAGGCGCUGUCGGAGCGCGGCUGUGAGCGCAUCGCGGUGGAGGGCGCGGCCGCCGCGGACGCCGCCGCCGAGGCCGCUCACCUGGCGGCCUGGAGGUUUGAAGAGUUCAAGUCCUUCACCCCCCGGAGCCCAACGCCUCAGCUGUCGCUGUACGGCGGCGAGGGACAGGAGUCGUGGGACUCGGGUGCGGUGCUCGGGCGCGCACAGAACUGGGCGCGAUUCCUCUCCGACAUGCCCGCUAAUAAGAUGACGCCGGUGGACCUUGCGCAGGCGGCUUUAGACGUGCUCUGUCCCUUGGGCGUCCGUGUGACAGCGUACGAGCAGAGCUGGAUCGAGGCGCAGCGCAUGGAGGCGUUCCUAGCGGUCGCGCGAGGCUCGUGCGAGCCGCCCGUGUUCCUGCAGUGCGAGUACACCCCCGCGGGGGACACGCCGCCUGUCCUCAUCGCCGCUAAAGGAAUCACUUUUGACAGCGGCGGGAUGUGCCUGAAGAAGCCGGAGCUGAUGCAGGAGAUGCGCGGCAGCAUGGCGGGCGCCGCCGUCACACUCGCCGCGCUCCGAGCCUUGGCUGAACUGAAGGUGCCAAUAAACGUGUGUGCAGUAAUCCCUUUGUGUGAGAACAUGGUGAGCGGGCAGUGCAUGAAGGUGGGAGAUGUGGUGCGCGCGCUCAAUGGCCUCUCACUACAUAUCGAGGACACGGAUAUGGAAGGUCGCUUGGCGCUGGCCGACGCCCUGGUGUACGGACAGGUUCUGUACAAGCCCUCGCUGGUGAUCGACGUCGCUACACUCACACGCGGCGUGUUGCUGGCGACGGGCGGCGGCGCGUUCGGCUGCUUCUCCAACUCCGAGAGCGCGUGGCGCGCGAUGCGCGACGCGGGCGCGCUCACCGGCGACCGGCCGUGGCGCUUCCCGCUGUGGGACUACUACCAGAAGCAGAUCGACAAUGACCCUGCAGUGGAUCUGAGAAACAAAGGUUCGGGAACUGCUACGCCGUGCAUCGGAGCUGCUUUUCUCAAGAACUUCAUAUGCGGCGAGUGGCUGCACAUAGACAUGACGGGCGUGGGUCGCGUCACGCUUGCCUCCAGCUCUCCCCACACCUACCUGCGCCCGCGCCGCAUGUCGGGCCGACCGACACGCACUCUCACUGCCUUCCUUACGGCCGCUGCACACGCAAAGACCGGCCAAGAUGAUAUGGCCACCAUGGCGAGUCUGUGCCCCACACCAGCUAAUGUGUAACCUUCAAAACAAGACCUAACCGUGGAUGCCCCCACCUACAUCAGUUUUCUAAUCUACUUAUAGUUUUGUAUUAUUGAAACAAAGUUAUUCUUCAAUCCUCAAGGAUAAUACAUAUAAUAUAUCUUGUAAAUUAUGAGUGAAUAGACAUUUAGGCAAGCACGUAGGCCGUACCCUAAACCAGGUUCAAUUCAAGUAUAAAAAACGCAGUCUAACUGUUUAGCUGUCUACACACUGUCUAUAUCUGAUAGUUUAGCUGAUUUGUCAGCAAAUAUAUUUAUGCAUUAUGCAUGCGUUUCACACUCCUAAACUAUUCGCACGCCAGUUAUUUCACGGCAAAAUUUUCUCUUCCCGAAAAAACAUUCAUUACAAUUCUAUUGUCUAUGGAACGACUUUGCUCGUGACGAACUUCAUAUGCGGCGAAUGACCACAGACAGACAUGACGCGCGUGGGUCGCGUCACACUUGCCCCCGGGUCCCCACACACAACUCUACUCCGCUACUCCACUGUAAAGGUGUACGUUGGAUUUUAGACAUUAUUUUUCACCUGUACCCUCUAUCACGUCCUAGCGUAAUUAGUACGUCGCUUACGCAUUUUGCAAAAAGGUGUUUGCAGCUUAUCUAAAUUUAUUAUCACACUACUUACUUCUUGCCUAAACUUUAAAAGCAACGCAUUAUCAAUAUUGAUAUUGGGAUUUAUGAAUGCGUGCUAAUGAUAUUGUUAUCAGCUGUUAUCGUUUAUUUGCCAGAUAGUACUUACCUAUUAGUUGUUAUCUAAUCUAGGUAAAAUUGGUGCUACAAUGGACGUGCCACAUCCGCAUUUCUUUGGCGAAUUUUAGUCGAUACUGAAAAAUUUGUUGCGUGCAAACUAUACGGAACGAAUCUCUAGAGGUCAAACCUAUUAGUGCGCCAAACUUGGUAGGUACAAACAUUGUUUGAAAUUGUGCUAGUCAAUUGUCUCGUACCUACUAUUUAAAUAAAUAUAUUUUCUUCAA